AUCUAGUCACCUCGGCUUCUUCAGUCUUCAAGCUGGCGACGCCUUCGAAAGAACAUACCGUUGACAUCGAAUAACCUCGCCGACUUGCGAAUUACGUGCGCUCAUCCACCUGAGGUUUGACUCUGGGACGAUGAGCGGAAAUUCCUCUUCGACUAGUGCUGUGAAGCCUGGAAUAGACCGCGCUCGCGUGGCCUGCAAAGCGUGCAGGUCCAGACGGGUCAAAUGUGACGCAGGGGACGCUCAUCCCUGCUGGCAAUGCCGGACACGCCAAAUCCCUUGCGAGCUUGUAGAAUCUAGGAGGGGCAAAUAUAUCCGUAAAAAGCGCAACUUACAACGCAAUGAACAUGAACCCCUGGCUCAAUCUUCACAAGUACAGCCCGGGAGAAAUGAACCGGGCUUAGUGGAGCAAGAGACAGAAGCCCCGACCGAGGUUUUCAUCGAAGACAGCAGCUUCACUAACAGCCCCGUCACGUCCGAUGGAAUUAGUAACGAUGGCCAACUUCAACCAAGUCAAACACAGAGAAAUCAAAGGCAACAUCCUUGUUCGGUAGAUUUGAGUCUAUCUUACAUCGUCGAGGUUGUCCACAGACCAAAAGAUGGCUCAACCGAGCCCGUCAAAGUCCACUAUCCUAUCCCGGCUUGCAUCGCAGACCAGUCUGCCUACAAUCAUGUACCCAAGGUCAUAGAGACGAUUUCUCUUCAGGAGGCCCUCACAAUGCCGGCUCCACAAAUCGCGGACCAGCUCAUCCGUCCGUUCUUCGAGAUCAUGCAUGUAGCGUACCCCGUGUUCGACCGAGAGAACUUCUCACGACAGUACCGUCAAGGCCAGGCAUCGCCUCUAGUCCUGCAGGCUAUGUUCCUCCUCGGUUUCACGGUAUGCGAUGACAGUCUCAUCGAGGAAGCUGGGUUCACUGAUCGAGCUACCGCAAGGAGAACGCAUUAUCUUCGCGCCAAAGCUCUUUACGAUGCGGAGUAUGAGAGUGAUCACAUGAAUCUUGUGGCUGUUAUGCUGCUUCUAGGUUUCUGGUGGGCUGGUCCGGAAGACCAAAAGGAUAAUUGCUACUGGGUCAAUUGUGCCGCGACUAUGGCUCAGUCUCUCGGCAUGCACAGGUCGGUGUCACAUUCGGCCUUGAGUCCACGGAUACGAUCACUUAGGAAGAGAAUUUGGUGGGCCAUCUACACCCGCGAUAGACACACCUCUGCAGCAUUCGGCCGACCAUGUCGGAUCCGUGAUGAGGACUGCGAUAUAGAGCCUUUAACCGAGGAGGACUUUGAGUUCGAUAAGAACGGCGAUGAAAGACUGAUACCCGCUCAGCACAAGUACCACGUAGCAUAUGUCAUGGAGAUGGCGAAACUCACUACGAUAUUGGGGGAUAUAAUAGUCGCUGAGUUCAGCCCACGUCGUGCUAUGAUUGAGAAGUACGAAGCCAAGUCGCUGAAGAAAGAGCUUCGCCGCUGGAAUUCGAGUCUGCCGGCACACCUGAGUCCAGCGCCGCUCGAUGGCUCCCUCGGCGCUUCAUUCUGGGCUAGCAUGGUUCAAUUCACUUACCAAUACUGCCACAUCCUCCUGUUCAGGCCGAAGGCAAUCGAUAACCUCACGCCGGCAGAGUCAGAAAGAGACAAGCAAGCUCGCAUGGCAGCGGACGCCAUCACUCGCAAUGCAGAAGAUCUACUCGCUGCUGAGACGAUCAGAUCCGCACAGAUUCAUCUUGUCCCGACAUUAUUUGGCGCUCUUUCCAUCCAUACCAUCGUCAUUUGCCGCAAAGACCCAAUUCGCCGGCAAUUGGCCGAAAACAAAUCACGGCAAUGCUUGCUGGCGUUGAGUCAACUGUCGAAGUCCUGGCCUGUCAGGUUAUGGAUCUCAAAAUCGUUCGUCAGUCUGAUGAGGAGACUUACCGGUCAGGGGUCCAUCGUCAACGUGACAUCUAGCAUCCAUGGCCCAAACUACCGAACCUUUGCCCCGCAGUACGCGGGCGAAGAAGCCAAUCCAGCUGUGUUGAGUUCGUUCCGUGGCAGUGAUGGAGUAGUGGAUUCUGCAGGUCUCAAUCCAUCUCAGCCCGUGGAACCAUCGGGAACUGAGAGCUUUCAUCAGGCAACUGAUCAGAUGUUUUAUGACACUUUCUGGGCGGACUACCUGGAUAACACUUUUGAUGUUGAUCUUCUCAUACACUCUCAUUCGGGCUUUCCUAGCAAUACUUCCGGGCAGCAAUGAGAGGUUAGUGAUUAGGUAUGUGGAAUGAAAAGGAUCCGCUGGAAACUCUGGAGGACCAC
This is a messenger RNA of Colletotrichum scovillei, 2271 nucleotides long. RefSeq lists its product as uncharacterized. The coding region runs from base 131 to 2212 and encodes 693 amino acids. Gene Ontology annotation, molecular function: DNA binding; zinc ion binding; DNA-binding transcription factor activity, RNA polymerase II-specific. The record is from RefSeq and is a predicted model, not a curated record. Lineage: Eukaryota; Fungi; Ascomycota; Sordariomycetes; Glomerellales; Glomerellaceae. Gene Ontology annotation, biological process: DNA-templated transcription; regulation of DNA-templated transcription. The transcript has 8 exons.